AUGGAUAUUGCAUAUGAUCAUAUCCAGGAGGAAGCUUUCUCUAACAAAGAAGAAGCUCCUUCUGAAGCCAAAGCUCAAGAAUCCAACAGCCUCAAUGACGAGCUACAAGAAACCUUCCGUGCCUUCUCCGCCAGCCCGUGGGGUUCCCGAAUCGGAGGAUUAUGGGACAACGUGCGCAAGCAGGGAGAAACCUACUAUGAAGGCGCUCGCCAGGAGUACGCAGCUGCGAGCGAAGAAGCCGUGAAGGGGUUCUCAGACCUGAAGGACACACUUGCCGAUCGAACAAAGGGGCUUUCUCUCAGCACCGUUGCUCUAGCGAGCAGUGGCGAAGGACAAAGUGACGAGACCACCACACCUAAGGCAUCUGCAGAUGGAGAGUCCCUGGAGAAGGGAGAAGGCGCUGGCGCCGACGGAGAGAGCUUUAUUUCUCGGUUGAAGGCGGAAGCUGCCCGGCGGCUAAAGGAAAUCGAGAAGGCCGAGGAGGCCGCAGACGAAGCGAUCAUGAGAUUCGGAAUGAAUAUCAGCCAGAAGCUGCGCGAAGCUGUCAGCAUUGUACCUCCGGAGACCGACGAAUCUGGCAAGCUUCUUUUCGAGAGCAAGGACGCCGAAGGCAAGCGGGUCAUUCACGCCACACGAUUUGAGGCUCAGCUCCACGUUAUCCACUCGAACCUCGAAAGCUUCACCAAGGAUCCCAUCAGUGACGAGUGGGCCGCAUUCAAGAAGGAAUUCAAUGUUGAGAGCAAGACAGAUGAAAUUGCUGCCGACCUGGAGAAGUACCCCGAGCUUCGGUCGGCCAUGGAGAAGCUCGUGCCGGAGCAGGUGGAAUACACCCAAUUUUGGACUCGCUACUACUUCCUGCGUCUUGUCGUGGAGACUGAGGAGAAGAAGCGUAAGGAACUACUGAAGGGCGCCAACGCCGAAGACGAAGAAGAGGUGGGAUGGGAUGACGACUCUGACUCCGAGUCCCAAUCCCCAUCCACUCCUCAGGUUCGCUCUGGCAACCAGACUCUUGCUCCCACCACAGAGACCCCGAAAGCCGAGCCCCGUCGGUCAAAUGACCAGCAGUCCCAAGCCGACAGCGAGUCCAGCUACGAUGUUGUGAGCGGUGCCGCUAGCAAGACACCCGGAAGCCCCAAGGAGAAGGAGUCUGCCUCCAAGGCCGAUGACAGUGACGAGGACUGGGAGUAG
Molecule: messenger RNA, 1188 nt
Organism: Penicillium brevicompactum
Lineage: Eukaryota; Fungi; Ascomycota; Eurotiomycetes; Eurotiales; Aspergillaceae
Product: BSD domain-containing protein
Exons: 2
Coding region: 1-1188 (395 amino acids)
Cellular component (GO): cytoplasm
Source: RefSeq, a predicted model, not a curated record